CCCCGGGACGGCUCGCAGCAGGGCGGUUUCCCCAGGAGACUCGGGAAUGGGGUCUGGGUCUCCACCUUGGCCCUGCCGGGGGGGCAGCGUGGGCAUUGCCUCCCCCUUUGCCCCACAGAGCGGAAGCCGAAGCCGGCGGCCCAGGACGACAUCCCGGUGCCCAAGUUCAAGCGGCGCAAGCGGGAGCCGGAGGCAGCGUUCGUACGGCGCAUGGAGCAGGAGGCGCGGCACGUGCUGUUCCUCACCCAGAACCAGCUGCAGCGCCAGCCCGAGAAGCAGGAGCCGGCCCCGGAGAAGUCUGCCCGGAAGAAGGAGUUCUGGAACAAGAGGCUGGAUAAAGUUCGGAAGAAGAAAGCGGAGAAGAAGGCAGCGAUGCUGGAGCAGACCCUGCUCCAAGACCCUGUGAAGUUUGGGGAGGUGGCCUUGCAGCCCCCGGUGCUCACAGCCAGGCCCCGGAAGAGCACAGACAAGGCCGGUCAAAAGCGGCUCCUGCUGACGUCUCUGCUGGGCCCUGGGCACGUGCCCCCCGUGCCCAAACCUGCCCCUGUGUCCCUGGCACGCCAGCGCAUCCUGGAGGAGGAGAGGGAGAGGGUCGUCCUGGCCUACCGGCGCCUGAGGAAACUCAAGCAGCAGCAGCAGCCGCAGCCAUCUCCUGGCCGCCCUGGCAAGGGCACGCGGAAGAGCCUGCUAUGAGCCCUGAGGCUUGGCUGUCUCAGACAGAUCUGGGAGGGGACUAAAGGGGACAAAACUGGGGGUCUCCCUGGCCCUGAGUUUGCUUGUUCCUUGCAGCCUGGAGCUGGGUGGCAGCAGCAGUCACCUGCUUGAGGGGAAGCUAAGGGACAUCUGGGCGCAGAGCUGAGCUCAGCAAUGACUAGAGACCUCCAUACCUGUGCCGAGCUGGGCAGUGGGACACUCCCUGUCUGUCUCCUGCUGGGAGCUGGCCCUGCCGCGGGUCUAUCACUACCAGGGCAUGGGGACCUGCUGCUAGAGAAGUGAUGCUAUGGGAGCUGGUCUCCUGGUGACAGCCUGGAGCCGAGGCCGGGAGCUCCAGGCACCCUCAAAAGUUCCUGGCUGCGUCUGCCAGGUGGAAUAAAGGCGUCAACAGCAGCAUCUCGUCCUCUCCACUACACCCGGCUUCAACUGUCCUGCGUCCCUAGUGCCAGCAGGUGGCAGCCUGCACCCGCUGUGGCCAGCGCCAGGCUCCAGGCAUGGGGGCUGACAUCGGGAUGUUGCACCCGCGGGUCUUGCACCUGUAGCUGGCACCCUGGCCCACAGGAGAAGGGGAUGCUGCUGGGUCGGAUCCUUGGCUGGGGGCUGUGCUCAGCUUCCCCGUGCAGCAGUGGGGCAUGGCUGAGCUCCCACUCGAGCUGCAUUACAGCCUGCGGCUCUGCCUUGGCACCAGUGCCAGGCAGCUACUUCCACCAGCAGGGAGGUAUAGAGAGGCUCCAGACCUGGGGACCUAGCUGCACAGGCCCCUGGGUCUGCUGUUGCAGCCUUUGGCCGCAAGUCACCUCUGGUCUAGUAGUAGUUUUCACGCUGUCCUAGCCCUUCUCCCCUCCACUCCACCAAGAGCGACAGGCAGCAGCGCCUGGCACAUAAGGGCAGCCUGCUGUGUGCAGCUUAGUCCCUGCCUGAGCUGCUCUGGGGCAGCCUUGACCGGCUUCUUCCCCCGGUGCUGACCACAGGCCAGGCACUGGUAGUUGUCCCGCACAGACCAAGCUCUCAGCUCCAAGCUGUGGGCCUGAGGCCUGGAUCACUUACCCUGCCCCCUGCCAUAG
Messenger RNA from Alligator sinensis (Chinese alligator), 1778 nucleotides. RefSeq names its product coiled-coil domain containing 137 (gene CCDC137). The record is from RefSeq and is a predicted model, not a curated record. NCBI's taxonomy places the organism in Eukaryota, Metazoa, Chordata, Crocodylia, Alligatoridae. The annotation marks the transcript as partial. The transcript has 4 exons.